AGAUCAGUCACGUAGCAGGCGUAGGUCGAACUGUGUGUGCAUGGAAACACGUUUUGGGAAGACUGCAUUCUUUCCCACCAUAAUAGGCUGAACGUGAAAUCAGUCAUCGUCUCACCGCUCGUGAUUCGAUGAGGAUGUUGAUACCACAGAGGAAGAGGCGAAGCGAGAGAGUUGACUCCGCCCCAAAAUCUGUCCGGCAAUGGGAGUGUCGAAUAUGCACUGGAUCUUACUUGUGCAUCAGACUCAGUGGCUAGUGUAGGCUAUUCACUACAUAUUUUUGGGGGGUGAGAUAACGUUCUAAAGAUACUCUGAUAAAUGCCAAGUACUAAUGUCCUGUCAAAAAAUAAGAAUGUUUAGCCAUGCGUUAUGGCAGACAAGUAAGCCAACGUCGCUUCGCAAAGUUUAUGUGGCUUCUUGUGGUAGCGUGGCAUCUACAGGUCCGACCACCCAAAUAGGGAAAUGCUGCGAAGAUGAACAAAGUUGUGGAUCAGAUUUAGGUAUCCAGCCUGUACGGUCCACAGCCAUCCCAACUUCUCCAUCACCCGCAAAUCACAGACACGUAGCGAGCAACAACCAGAGGGUGUCGCCUACCUUGUCUGAAAGGGCAUUCACUACAGGACUCCAGAUUGACUCCAAGACUUACCUUUGGUCAAGGUAUAAUGAAAUGAAACGGCUUGUGCACGAUCUGAUUCCUCCAGGUGUAUGUAACUUACUGAACCCCUCCACCAUCUAUGCCAACAAUGAGGUUGACUUGGACGAAGUGGACAUCUAUGGCUUUGAUUAUGACUACACACUCGCUCUGUACUCCAACACUCUUGAUACAAUGAUCUACAACACAGCUCGAGACUUCCUUGUCAAACACUACAAGUAUCCAGAGGGCAUUAGCAAGUAUGACUAUAUUCCCAACUUCGCUGCACGUGGUCUCCACUAUGACAUUCAGAAGGGACUGUUGAUGAAAAUAGAUGCCUUCCAUUACAUCCAGCUGGGGACUGUAUACAGGGGUCUGAAGCCUGUUCCAGAUGACGAGGUUUUGGAGCUCUAUGGUGGAACUCACCAUGUCCCUCUUCAGGAAGUCAGUGGCUUCUAUGGAAAGGGUCCAAUGAUGAAGCAGUUCAUGGAUGUUUUCUCCAUCCCAGAGAUGACUCUCCUGGCAGCUGCCAAUGACUACUUCAACUCCAAUGACAUUGAAUAUGACCCUGGUCAUCUCUACAAAGAUGUUUCGGAUGCCAUUGGAAUGGUGCAUAUCAAAGGCUACAUGUACAAGUGGAUAAUGCAAGACUUGGAGAAAUAUAUUCUCAGAGGAGAUGAGACAUAUGCAGUUCUGCACCGUCUGGCCAGCCAUGGCAAGAAGCUCUUCCUUAUAACCAACAGCCCAUUUAGCUUUGUAGACAAAGGGAUGAAAUACAUGGUAGGAAAGGACUGGAGGGACUUUUUUGAUGUUGUCAUUGUUCAAGCUGACAAACCACACUUCUUCAACAACUGUGGCAAACCUUUCAGACGUUUGGAUGGCAACGGGGACCUUCAGUGGGACAAGAUCAAGAGCUUGGAUAAGGGCCAGAUCUACAAACAGGGCAACCUGUUUGACUUUCUCAGGCUCACAGGAUGGAGGGGAUCCAAGGUGCUCUACUUUGGAGAUCAUCUGUACAGUGACUUGGCAGACCUGAUGCUGCGUCACGGCUGGCGGACAGGGGCCAUAGUACCAGAGCUGGAGGUGGAGACCAGGGUGGUGAAUACGGAGCAGUAUGCACAAAGCCUCACCUGGCUGCAGGCACUCACCGGUCUACUGGAACGCAUGCAGGUGCAUCGAGAUCCAAAGUCAAAGGAAGUUCUACAGGAUUGGUUGAAGGAAAGAGAAGAGCUUCGAGCUGUGACCAAGAACCUGUUCAACCCUCACUUUGGCAGCAUUUUCCGCACCUGCCACAACCCCACCUUCUUCUCCCGUCGCCUGUGUCGCUUCUCUGACCUCUACAUGGCAUCCAUCAGCUGUCUGCUCAACUACGACCUCUCCUACACCUUCUACCCUCGUCGCACCCCCCUGCAGCACGAGGCGCCCCUGUGGAUGGACCAGCUUUGCACUGGCUGCAUGAAGACUCCCUUUCUGGAGGAGAUGGCUCACAUCCGCUGAGGGCCGCUCCGAGGUUUCACAGACCUCAAACUUGAUAUAAAGAGGCAGGAACUGAAGCUAUGCCGGGAGUAAGGAGAAUUGGGGCAUGGUGCACAGAUCAUGAGUGCCACCUCCUGGGUGGUUGUAUGCCAGUAGGUAAAGUGAAAAGGAAGGGAAAAGGGGAUACCUAGUCAGUCACACAACUGAAUGCAUUCAACCGAAAUGUGUCUUCCGUAUUUAACCCAACCUCUCUAAACCAGCAUACAGUAAUGGUAAACUAUCUGGCUAUUCGAGUUACCCAACAUCACUUGGUUGGCAAGAACAUUUAACGGGUCAAGCCUUUCGUUACUUUUUAGGUUAGUUAAGUUGAGGUUGCAACUUGUAAUUAAAAACCAAAACAAUUUGAACAAUAACUGUUUGUUCAUGGUGCGGAUAUCUGUUACUUGAUAACUCUUUCUUUUUUUUCUCUCUCAUUUUAACCAUGUAGCCUCCUCACUGUAACAGACUGAUUUAAUGACCUCAUUAGUUUGAGUUAUGAGUAAUGGAUCUUAAGUUUAUUGGUGUAUAGUCUUGGCUGUUACUGUAUUUGAGUACGACCAUUCACAUUGUAGUAUGGUUCAGGGCAAGCUAAGUUGUUGCAGUCACUAGAAAUCUAUUUUGGGUCAAUCUUGAAUCGGUGGCACUUUUGCAACCAUGAGUUAACACUUUAAAAUGGCAAAUAGUUACACAUCAUACAUGUUUUUGUUUGUCAAUAAUACAAUAUAGGCUAAUGCAAGUUGUUUAUACUGCAAAACUUUUAAGUCUCAAAUUAAAUAUCACAUCUUUUGUUGCUCAAAAGCUUAAUAAUCAAUUUGUGUCACUUCAAAGUAAUAAAUGAGUCAAGAGUACCAAAUAUGACUGCUGAAACAACAAUACAAAUAGGGUAUCUCCCUCUCAUAAAUGAGUUAAGUUAUAUGAUAUAAAAGUGUAAUUUAGCUGACAAAUGUGUGGUAAUGGUUUAUAUAUUUGCUCCUGGCUGUCAGUCUGUCUGUCUCUGUGGGACAGCCAGUGGCGACCCGUCAUUCAGGGCAGGUGAGAGCCUCACCUGUUUAAGCCCCACUCUUUUAGCCUGUUUUGCAUGUAAUUACGUGUCACCUAUCACUUUGCAAACAUUGUAAAAAAAAAUAUAUAUAUAAUAAUCAUUGAGUUAAUAAAGCUGCAUACAAACAUGGUC
Molecule: messenger RNA, 3317 nt
Organism: Oncorhynchus nerka (sockeye salmon)
Lineage: Eukaryota; Metazoa; Chordata; Actinopteri; Salmoniformes; Salmonidae
Product: 5'-nucleotidase domain-containing protein 2-like
Exons: 14
Coding region: 329-2125 (598 amino acids)
Molecular function (GO): 5'-nucleotidase activity
Source: RefSeq, a predicted model, not a curated record